AUGAUGCGCACGAGUAUGGAACCCUCUGAUACGAUCCGAUAUAUCCGACGAAAAGAAGAAGUUGAGCAAGUCAACCGGCCGGCUCCACCCCCUUAUAUCGGUCAAGCAAUUCCACGUGUCAAACCGAUUAAGACGUUCCAAAAAGGACCAAACAAUAAUUCUGUGGGAGAGAGUAGUCGUCCAACAUCUCGUCGAUUUGAUACAUUCGGAGAGAAUGCGCUUGAAACGAUUUAUGACCAAUUCAAGUUUUUGGAUGAGUCGGAAGAGCCUCCUACUGCCGCACAGACACCCACUUCUGUCAAUAGUUCACGACCGAUUAUGGCGAUGAAUCAGAAAAAGAAACGACGAGAUUACCGACGACCGGCGAUGAUCUUAUACUGUAUCCUGCCUUGUCUGGAAUUAUUAGCAGCUAUUGCGAUUCUAGUGACCUCAUUUUCGACGGACAGGAGGAAUUGGGAGACCCACCCAAAAACCGAUGUCUCCGACUCCACUCUUGCCUCUGAAGCAAUCCGAACUCUAUCAAUCCAAAAUGCUCUAUCUACAGUAAUCCCAGCAUUUUUUCAAAUCCUCUCCUCAUUUUUCGGUUUCUGGCCGUUAUUUCCUUCAUUUCUUCGAAAACCUGCUCAAAUCCUGCACAUCUUUUUCAACGGAAUAGUCAUUGUCCUUUGGUUCGAUGCAAUUUACGAUCUAUUCUUCAAAGUCUCAAUGGAGCAUGUUCUCCAGACUCCGCCCACGAACUCAGAUGAAAAAUUUGUGAUCAAUUUGAUAAUUGGGUGUUUCGUCUACUUUGCAACUGUCAUUUUAUCAGCAAUCACUUUGGCUGUAACUGUUAAUAAUGUGUAUAUGAUGGCAAGAAAAGUGGAGAAGUCACUAACCGCAAUUUCCAUUUCUUUGGGUACUGUACUUUUUUCUCUGGCGACACUGGUCAUUGGUGUUUUUAUGGCACAGGCGAAUUUAGGAGGAGACAAGAAUUUAUCAGACAACUCCACAAUGUACGCGUAUGGUCUGAAAGAAGCUAUUGUCUUUGUUUUCAUUGUAAUCGUUGCCAUAUUCUCGCUAAUUGUCACUUUACAACACAAUCCCAAAAUAAUAAUUGCGGCGAUUACUGGUCAAGGAAUAAGCAUACUAUCAAUAUCCAGCGAAAUUUUCACAUCCGAUCGGAUCUCAGCGAUUUUUAGCGAAUUGAAAAGUUUCGAAACUGCAGGGUCUACGGUGGAAAUAGGAAUCGUUCUCCUCAACGGGUGUGCCGUCGCGUCUCUUCUUCUUCUCGUCCUUCAAUUCAUAAUUUUUGUUUUCUGCGUCUCUCCAUCUGUAACACGCUCUCCAUCUUCAAUUGGCUCCACCCACUCGCUUCUUUUAAUGGACAACAAUCGAAAUUCAGGAACAUCACAAGUUGAGAGAACUGCUUUUUGA
Molecule: messenger RNA, 1413 nt
Organism: Caenorhabditis briggsae
Lineage: Eukaryota; Metazoa; Nematoda; Chromadorea; Rhabditida; Rhabditidae
Exons: 9
Coding region: 1-1413 (470 amino acids)
Source: RefSeq, a predicted model, not a curated record